CCAGGAAUGGUGAUGCCGUGCGUGCCGUCCAAGUGUUCUUCCGGGAGAUGACGCAGCGUAACAUCGUGUCGUGGAACUCGAUUCUCCAAGCGCUGUUGGUCUGGAUAGAGCUCACAAGCUCUUCGCUCAAAUGCCGCAGCACGACGUCAUCUCCUGGACGUCGCUGGUGGCCAAGUUCGCUUCGAAGCCCGAGUUCCAAGACGAGGUGAGGAACUUAUUCCAGAGAACGCCUGAAAGAGAUAUUGCAGCGUGCAGUGCAUUGAUCGCCGCCUAUGCUCACAGCGGUCAAGCGAGAGCGUCGCUGGAGCUCUUCCGGCUCAUGGACUUGGAAGGACGCCGCGACUUUUGUGAGCGCGUUGGACGCCUCUGCUACUCUCUCGGCUCUUCCCCAGGGCAGGAUUCUCCACUCGAGCAUUCUCUCCAAUUAGCAACCGCGCUCGUGAACAUAUAGUACCUAUUGCUCUUGCAUGGACGAAGCUCAUGUGUUUGACAGCAUGGAGGAGCGAGACGUCGUCUCCUGGAACGCAUUGGUGGCGGCCACUCUCACCACGGCCACGGCAACAAAGUCUUCCUCGAGCUUCUCCCCGAGAUGGUGCUACAGAUAGUGCAUCCAGACAGCGUGACGCUCACCAGCUGCGCUUACAGUCACGUAGGCCUGCUCGACGGCGGCUUGGAGUUCCUCGGCCGGAUCCCUGAGGACUUUAGCAUGCAAGCGACGCUGGACAAGGGCGAUUGGAAGAUGCCGAGGAGCUGGUUGAGGUGAGGCCGUUUGAGCCGGACAGCUCUACGGGGAUGAAUCUAGUCGGUGCCUGUGUAAGCCACGGUGGCCAUGCCGCAGGAGCUGGAAACCACAUAAUCGAGCUCCAUACGUGUUGCUCGCCAACAUGCUCGCUAACUGCUAGAGGAACUACGACGUGAGAUCAAACGAUCUCUCGCUUUUGUUUUCUGGAAAGAACCGUGGUGUUGCAAGAGGCUCUUUUAAGAAGGUGUUACUUCGAAGUCGCGAGAAACAAGAAAGCCUAACAAAAUCAAGCAUCGAUCGCCUUGAUCAUUCUACGUAAAAGGGAUUCUUUGUCUAGGUAAUCUAUGGCGCUUGAGGCCUGCGCCAGCAUGGCGGUCUCGUUUGUGCCCGCUCGCAAUGUUGGUCCUCUUCUUCCACAGGAGAAAACGCGUGUGCUUUCACGCCAGCGCUUCCGGAUUCGUGGGUUGAGUGCUGCGAGUGAGCAGCCGGAUGUUCCUCCCAGCACACACGUCCAAGAAAACCAGUUGCCAGGCGGAGGUGAGAAUUUUGGAUCGCCCAAGAGCUUGCUAGCAUCAAUCCUCUCACGAAAUGACGACCUCAAGAGCCAACUGAGGAGAUAUGGAACCGCUGGGAUACUUUCUUACGGCGUUUUCAACACCAUGUACUACCUAGGAACGUUUCUCUUCUUCUGGUUCUAUGUGGCUCCAUCACCAGGAGGCCUUGGCUAUGCUGCUGCUGCUCAAAGGUUUGUCCGUGUGUACUUUCCACUCGUUUUGAUCGCGAGAGUUCGAGCUUUGUUACAUGUAUCACAGGUUUGUGAAGCUCUUUGCGAUGGUGUGGGCAGGCAGUCAAGUGACGAAACUUUUGCGUGCUGCAGCGUAAGUUUCGCGUCGCUCUCAAAUCUAAAUUGCUUUCCAUUCCAGCGCUCUGGCUCUGGCCCCGCUCGUGGACAAGUGUCUCAACUGGUUUACAAGCACACUCCACUUCGAAUCGAGGGAAAAGGCGUUUGGAACUCUAGUAGCCGGCUGCUUUGCUCUGGCUUUGCUCGUCUUCGUUGUCAUCACAAGCUUAUGGGCGUGACUCCAAUAGAGCAGAACAGGCUUUUGUCCAAACAGGCACUGAAAAAUUUCUUUAUACAUGAGUAACUCCGGCAGUGCUUGUGGGACUCUA
Molecule: messenger RNA, 1912 nt
Organism: Selaginella moellendorffii
Lineage: Eukaryota; Viridiplantae; Streptophyta; Lycopodiopsida; Selaginellales; Selaginellaceae
Exons: 5
Coding region: 1087-1887 (266 amino acids)
Source: RefSeq, a predicted model, not a curated record